Pseudoliparis swirei is the source of this 4069-nucleotide messenger RNA. It is a transcript of the gene vwa5b1, whose product is annotated as von Willebrand factor A domain containing 5B1. Lineage: Eukaryota; Metazoa; Chordata; Actinopteri; Perciformes; Liparidae. The transcript is spliced from 21 exons. Bases 1 to 3804 code for a protein of 1267 amino acids. The record is from RefSeq and is a predicted model, not a curated record.
AUGCCUGGACUCAUUAACAAGGAGAACCGAAGCGCUCUGCCCCUCAGUGUCUCUGAUAUCACUUCCUGUGUCAUGGGUUACACUCUGGCCAUGACGGCCUCUAUGACCUAUGAAAAUAUUGAAGAUCAUGCAAUUGAGGGGAUCUUCAUUUAUCCACUGGAGGAAAAUUCUAUUGUUGUGGGGUUUGAGUCAAUGAUAUCGAGUCAGAUUAUAACACUGCAAAUCAAAGACAAGGCAAAGAUAGACGAGUGUUAUGUCGAUUGCUGCAAGACAUCAAAUGGAGCCCUCCAGAGUGGCAGCGGACAUAUAGUGAUUGAUGAGGAUUUGGAGAGGACGGUGUUAGUGGUUAACCUCGGGAUCAUCCCUCCUAUGGAGACAGUCCAUAUUCUGGUGAGCACCUCCUCUGAGCUGUCCACCCUGCCCGACGGAGGUAUCAUGGUCUCGUCCCCAUCGGUGUGUACACCUCGGGUACAGAGGACCAUCAACGAGGAGCAGGGACUAUCCCCAAACUUCUCCAGAACGCGGGACAGGCACAGUUGUGCCUCGAGUCCUCACGAUCAAACUGCUAACCUCUCUCAGCUGUGGUUGUCUUCACUGCUGGAGGAGGAGGCCAUCAACUCCAUGGACUACGAGUUUAACUUCCAGCUAGAGAUACGGGCCCCCUAUCUCCUCUCAGGUGUGGAAAGCCCAUCUCACGCCAUCCGAGCUGAUGCAGACCCGCUGGCUCGCUCUGCCACAAGCGUUGUGGUCACUCUGGCUGACAAGUACACUUAUGACUGUCCUGUCAAAAUCCUCAUCUACCCGAAUGAGCCUCAUCUGCCACAUGUGCUUAUUGAGAAUGGAGACAUGACCCAGGAGGAGUACGAUGAAUAUAUUCACGGUCGGAGUGAUUUCAUCAAGGCUGCCAAGAAGGACUCCAGCGAUGAGAGGAAAAUAGAUGUCAUUCACAGGCGACUCCAUAAGGACAUCCUCCACAACCCUGUGGUCAUGUUGAACUUUUGCCCUGACCUCAAGUCCAUAAGCUCAGACCUGAGGAAGGUUCACGGCGAGUUUAUCUUCCUCAUUGACCGUAGCGGCAGCAUGAGCGGGGUUAACAUCAACUGUGUGAAGGAUGCCAUGGUGGUGAUUCUCAAGAGUCUCGUUCCAGGCUGCAUUUUUAACAUCAUCGGCUUCGGCUCCACUUUUAAAUCACUAUUCACAACCAGCCAAAACUAUGAGGAGGAAGCCCUGGCUCUGGCCUGUGAUUAUGUUCGGAAGAUCCGAGCCGACAUGGGGGGGACCAACGUCCUGGCACCGCUCAGUUGGAUCCUGAGGGAGCCGAUGUUCAGCGGACACCCCCGCCUCCUCUUCUUGCUCACUGAUGGAGCCACCAGCAACACAGGCAAAGUCAUCGAGCUGGUUCGCAGCCAUGCACGCUACAUCAGAUGUUUCACUUUCGGCAUAGGACAGAAGGCUUGCAGGAGGCUGGUGCAGGGACUGGCGAGAGUUUCCAAAGGAACAGCGGAGUUCCUGACUGAAGGAGAGAGGCUGCAGCCUAAGAUGAUAAAGUCGCUGAAGAAAACCAUGUCUCCAGUACUCAGUGACAUUUCCAUCGAAUGGCUCUUUCCUGAGACGAAAGAAGUGCUGCUGUCCCCCGUGGGCAACACCUUCCUGUUUCCAGGAGACAGCUUGAUUGGCUACAGUGUGGUGUGCGACGCCACCCGCUACCACGCCAACCCCAAAUCUGAUAAGAGGAGGCGAUACAGCAUGAUGCGCUCCAUCGAGUCAGCCAGCUCCGUGUUUUACCAAUCUCAAGAGGAGGACGCGGUGAAGACAGGCAGCGACUUUCCAGGGUCCUACAGAGAAGCACCACUGUACGAUUCCUACCAAGACUCCAUGCCAGACAGCCCUGUCCCCACAGAGCAUGACACUGUGGGGAUGGAUUGUAAGACCUCUCCAAGAAGACGGGCAUACAGCACCAACCAGAUAACAGAGUACAAUCCAGCUAAGAAGGUCUUCACUCCCAGUGAUCCCAGCUCUGUGGUGGCAAAGAAUCCACUGAGGAGAGCCAAAGUCCAGGAGCUGAUCGGCCAGAUGAGCCCUGAGCAUGAGGCCCAGUGGAGGAACGACUACCAGCCACAGUUGGAAAGCCUGUGUGCCUCAUCUUCCAGCGGGCGUCAAGCCAGCUGUCACAGGCCGCUCACUCAACAGGAAGUGGACUCAGAGCUUCAUUUGCAGCCUCAGGAGAAUCCUCAGCCCAGCAGCAUCGGGGCGCCGCCUGCAGCUCGCACCUCCGCUGGGGAAGAUGGAUCCAGAUCGUCCACCGACAGCCCGUCUGUUGGCAGCGUUGGAGAUACGGAUGGCUAUGGACACCAGUUAUGUCAAGCAGAAACCCCACAGGAGACCCACACUUCAGAUCUGGGUGCAGCCAACCAGCCCAAAGGGGACUGCAAGGCGGUGGUGUCCGGACUGCUGUGUGGGAAACUAGUGAAGUGGGAGGUCGUCUUUGAUAUCGAGCCCUUCCUGAACGGCCGGGAACGUGAGGAAAAGGUCCACGAGGAGCUGUGGAACGAGACCUUCCACCACAUGGCUGGACGCGCCAUCAUAUGUGACUUUGAGCACAUGGUGGAUAAGGAGUGUGCGAUUGAGCACGGCUCUGGCAGGAAGUACCAGCUCUACGCUAUCCAUACCAGCAAGGCCUGCAACAUACUGAGCAAAUACACAGCGUUUAUUCCCAUCGACCUGGACACUAAUGAGUAUUUGCAGACAUGUAUUGAAUACAUAAACGGUGGUGAAGGUCUGAAGCGGGGCUCACAUUCAAGGUCUCGUUCAGGGAGCAGUAAGAACAGAGGGUACUCCAUCGGACUGGGUCGCUCUCAGUCCGGUGGCAUGUCGGAGGAAGCUGACGAUGUCCUGCUGCCCAACAAUGGGGAGGAUGGCGUCUCUCCGUGUAGCACCUCCUCCUCCAGCGGCUGGGAGAGAAGUAGCUUCACAGAUAUCUUCCAAAGGAGUCCGUCUGUGACCUCUGACCAAUCACAGAAAUUGAUGGAGAGCCUUUGUUCUGCCAGGUUGGCCCUCAGCAGGACUCGCCUCCUGACUCGGGCUGCCAGAGGAUUCAUGGGUCGAUCUCACAGCAAGUCAAUUGGAGAGAGCGACAACGAGAACAAAGACUACAUUCCUCUAGUGUUGUUGCAGUUGGCUAGUGGCGCAUUUCCGCUGGACACGGCUCUGUGUGAAGCCAUCAGCGUGCCCAUGAACAAGUUAAAGUGGACGUCCCCCUUCACCAGCCACCGCACCAGCCUGGGCCACCUGUCUCACUCCAGCAGCCGCCGUGCUGAGAGUGUCGAUGACCGACACAGGUCACCGUGUGGAAGUGAAACAAAUCAGCAACCUGCAGAACCCACUGUGGGCAUCUACAGCCCUUCUCACCUGUCCAGGAGCUUGUGGACGGAUGCCGGUCCUUCCACGGCGUCUGAUCCCCCAUUCUCCCCACAUGCCCAGGUGGAAAGUGGGCGGGGCUCCGCCUCAGGGAGCUUGGAAGCAGCAUCGCCCAGCAGUGGUCCAAAGAGAAUGCUGGAUCCUGAGAGCAUGGUGUGGGCCACUGCUGUGGCCCUCGCCUGGCUGGAGCACAGCUCUGCCAGUCAUUUCAUCGAGUGGGAACUCGUAGCCGCCAAGGCCAGCAUGUGGCUGACUGCGCAGGAAAUUCCAGAAGGCCGAGACUUGGCCUCCGUCAAGGCUGCAGCCAACCAGCUCUUCAUGAUCCUCAGACACUGGGAUGAAAACCUGCAACUAAACAUGCUCUGUUACAACCCUAACAGUGUCUGAGGCCUGCUCAUCCAAGGAUGAAAUGGACUCAAUUCCAUACUAUGCUAACUGAGGCUGUAGUGUUCUCUUCUUUGUCCUCUGGAGUCAGAAUUUGCUGUUGCAGUUGUGAACAAUAUGUAUUUUCUUCUCUGUUAUGUGCUGUAUCUGCAAACAUAACACAGGCUCUUCAGAGGCACGAUGUGCAAGCUUUUACCUCGCUGGUGCCAUAUUGUAGCUGGAUCCGUGUUAGCCAGAGGAUCCAAUCAGAUUUAUUCCACAGAUUUGA